Molecule: messenger RNA, 1666 nt
Organism: Phyllostomus discolor (pale spear-nosed bat)
Lineage: Eukaryota; Metazoa; Chordata; Mammalia; Chiroptera; Phyllostomidae
Gene: OGFR
Product: opioid growth factor receptor
Exons: 8
Coding region: 60-1637 (525 amino acids)
Cellular component (GO): membrane
Molecular function (GO): opioid growth factor receptor activity
Source: RefSeq, a predicted model, not a curated record
GCUUCCUCCCCGGCUCGCGGCCGCUUCCGGCGGAGCGCGGGCCCCGCCGCCGCCCGAGCAUGGACGACCCGGACCGCGACUCGACCUGGGAGGACGACGAGGAGGAGGACGGCGAGGACCCGGGCGCCGGGGGCGGCGGCGAUGGCGAGGCGGGCGCCCCGCGGGGCGCGGAGGACGCGGAGCAGGAGGAGGAGGAGGAGGCGCGGCCCAGCGCGCUGCCGUCUAGGACGGCCGAGUUCCGGAACUGGCGAGCCGUGCGGGACACACGCAGGUACCGCCACCGCUACCCGGACUUGAUCGAGCGGGACAGCAACGGCGACAUGCCGAACCUGAGUUUCUACCGGAACGAGAUCGAGUUCCUGCCCAACGGCUGCCUCAUCGAGACGGUCCUUCAGGACUGGAAGGACGACUACGAGACCCUGGAGGACAACCACUCCUACAUCCAGUGGCUGUUCCCUCUGCGGGAGCCGGGGGUGAACUGGCACGCCAAGCCCCUCACGCUGCGGGAGAUCCAGGAGUUUAAAGGCUCCAAGGAGGCCAGAGCGCGGCUCGUGCGCGCCUACGAGCUCAUGCUGGGCUUCUACGGGAUCAAGCUCCGCGACCCGGACUCGGGUGCCGUGUGCCGCGCGCACAACUACCAGAAGCGCUUCCAGAACCUCAACUGGCACAGCCACAACAACCUGCGCAUCACGCGCAUCCUCAAGUCGCUGGGUGAGCUGGGGCUGGAGCGCUACCAGGCGCCGCUGGUGCGCUUCUUCCUGGAGGAGACGCUGGUGCACCGGCAGCUGCCGAACGUGCAGCAGAGCGUGCUGGACUACUUUGUGUUCACCGUGCGCUGCCCGCGCCAGCGCCGCGCGCUGCUGCGCUUCGCCUGGGAGCACUUCCGGCCGCGCCGCAAGUUCGUCUGGGCGCCCCACGACAAGCUGCAGAGGCAUGCGCUGCGCCGUCCUCCGCGGCCGCCCUCGCCGGCGGCCCCUGGCGAGGCCCAGGGGGAGGAGAGCCCCGGGGACGCCUUCCCCCAGGCCGGCGCCUGCGGACCUGGGACAGGCCAGGGCGGGGACAGUGUGGCCGCCGGCCCCCAGCUUCCGAGCCCCGAGCCCCAGGAAAAGGGGGUCGAGGAAAGGGACCAGGGAGAAGAGGCCGAGAACGGAGGAGAGGAGGGGCCAGAACCUUCGAGCCCCAAGGAGGGCAAGAAGAGGAAGCUGGAGGCGAACCGGCGGGAGCAGGCCCCGGGGGAGGCGGGCCCCCAGAGCUCCUCCGAGGUGGAGAAGGUCGCCCAGAACCUGGAGGACUGCGCGCUCAGCCAGGGGGCGGGGGCCCGAGAAAUGGGCAGCCAGGAACCUGGGGAGACCGAGCAGCCCUGUGCCCCGCCCCCAGGGGCCAAGGCGGCCGACGACGAGGUGAGGAAGCGGAGGAAGGUGGACCAGUCUCCGGCCCCCACCGGGCCCCCUGCCCAGCCAGGGCCCCCUGAGGCCGGCGUGGGCGAGAAUGGGGUGGAGCAGGCGGCGGCGGAGGACCAGGGCCCCGGCGCGCCAGAGCGGGAUGCCCCCCAGAGCUCGGCCGCGGAAGAACCUGCGGUGGACCGGAAGGCGGAGCCGGCGGAGGCGGGACUGGCUGCCGGACCGCGAACGCCCUAGGCCACGGGGCGCCAGAGGGGUCCUGGCUG